GCCGGGCGCCCCAGCUGUCUGCACCCUAAACUCAGACCCUCCAGCAUCUUCUUGGUCAGGCGAAGCCCACGACGUUGACAUGCCGGAGAUCCGCCUCCGCCAUGUGGUGUCCUGCAGUAGCCAGGACUCGGUGAGGGAGCGGCGUGGAGGAGGUUGGAAGAAACCUACUGUGCAGAAAACCUUCUCAAGGCAGACACUUACCGAAAAUGGCGGGCAGCCAAGGCGGGCGAGAAGACCAUCUCUGUGGUGCUCCAGGUUACUACAGAAUAUGAAGUACAGUUCCCCGUGCAACACAUUAGAGAAGGAGGAGCAGAUACACAGCGUGGACAUCGGGAACGACGGCUCGGCCUUCGUGGAGGUGCUGGUGGGCAGCUCAGCCGGAGGGGCCGGGGAGCAGGACUACGAGGUCCUUCUGGUCACCUCGUCUUUCAUGUCCCCUUCCGAGAGUCGCAGUGGCUCAAAUUCCAACCGCGUUCGCAUUUUUGGGCCCGACAAGUUGGUCCGGGCAGCAGCAGAGAAGCGCUGGGACCGCGUCAAAAUUGUCUGCAGCCAGCCCUACAGCAAGGAUGCCCCCUAUGGCCUGAGUUUUGUAAGGUUUCACAGCCCCCCAGACAAAGAGGAGGCCGAGGUCUCAUCCCAGAAAGUGACCAAGCUCGGCCAGUUCCGCGUGAAGGAGGAGGAUGAGAGCGCCAGCUCCCUGAGACCCGGGGCUCUCUUCUUCAGCCGGAUCAACAAGACCCCCCCAGUCGCGGCCAGUGACCCAGCAGGACCCAGCUAUGCAGCUGCUACACUGCAGGCCUCCAGUGCCACCUCCUCGGCCUCUCCGGCCUCCAAGACAGUAGGCAGCACCUCCAAGGAGUCCCCCAGAGGCAAGAGGAAGCUGGAUUUGAGCCACGAAGAAAAGAAGACCCCCAGCAAACCGUCCGCCCAGCCCUCACCACCCGCCCUCAAGAGACCCAAAUUGCCAGCUCCCACCCAUACCCCAGCCACUGCCCCUGCCCCUGCCGCAGCACGGGGGGUGGCGCCAGGGAAGCCCCGUGGAGAAGGCGCUGAGCCCAGGGCCCCCCGCGCCGGCCCGCAGGAGCUGGGGAAGAUCCUCCAGGGUGUGGUGGUGGUGCUGAGUGGCUUCCAGAACCCCUUCCGCUCGGAGCUCCGGGACAAGGCCCUGGAGCUGGGGGCCAAGUAUCGGCCAGACUGGACUCCAGACAGCACCCACCUCAUCUGUGCCUUUGCCAACACCCCCAAGUACAGCCAGGUCCUAGGCCUCGGAGGCCGAAUCGUGCGGAAAGAGUGGGUGCUGGACUGUCACCGCAUGCGGCGGCGGCUGCCCUCUCGGAGGUACCUCAUGGCUGGGCCAGACUCGAGCAGCGAGGACGAGGGGGGCUCUCACGGCGGCAGCAGUGGGGAUGAAGCCCCCAAGCCUCCCCGAAAGCGCCCCCAGACCAAAGCCAAGCCCUCUCAGGCAGCAGGACCUAGCUCACCCCAGAGACCCCCAACCCCAGAAGAGACCAAACCACCCUCACCAGGGCCCCAGGAAGAUGCUGACACCAAGGGGGAGCAGUCAGGACAGGACAAUGGGGCAGAAGAUUCUGGGGACACCGAGGAUGAGCUGAGGAGGGUGGCUGAGCAGAAGGAACAAAGGCCGCCCUCUGGCGAGGAGAAUGGCAAGGACCCGUACGCAGGGUCCACGGAUGAGAACACGGACGAUGAAGGUCCCCCGGAGUCUCCCAGUCUGCCGAUUCCCGAGCUCCCAGACUUUUUCCAGGGCAAACACUUCUUCCUGUACGGGGAGUUCCCGGGGGACGAGCGGCGGACGCUCAGCCGUUAUGUCACAGCCUUCAACGGGGAGCUUGAGGACUAUAUGAGCGACCGGGUACAGUUUGUGAUCACGGCACAGGAGUGGGACCCCAGCUUUGAGGAGGCCUUGAUGGACAACCCCUCCUUGGUGUUCGUCCGUCCCCGGUGGAUCUACAGUUGCAACGAGAAGCAGAGGCUACUUCCCCACCAGCUCUACGGGGUGGUGCCCCAGGCGUGAAGUAUGCGCUCACACGCACGAGGCUUAAUAAAGGUGACUUGGUUUGGA
Molecule: messenger RNA, 2083 nt
Organism: Balaenoptera musculus (blue whale)
Lineage: Eukaryota; Metazoa; Chordata; Mammalia; Artiodactyla; Balaenopteridae
Product: DNA repair protein XRCC1-like
Exons: 18
Coding region: 80-2035 (651 amino acids)
Biological process (GO): single strand break repair; base-excision repair; double-strand break repair via nonhomologous end joining
Cellular component (GO): nucleus
Molecular function (GO): damaged DNA binding
Source: RefSeq, a predicted model, not a curated record